UGAUUUUUUACGCUGCCAUUUUGUCCGGCGGAGACUUGAACGGAAGCAGCCAGCCAGUCGAGCCCUGGGAACAACCCUCCCCCGCCCUCCCCAAACUCCCACCCCGCCACCCCGUCGAGACGUUCCACGCGGCGGGACGAGGACAGCGCCAAAGGGAAGGCGGAGGCGAUCCACUGGUUGUUGUUGUUUUUUUUUUUUUAACUUCCAACUCUUCUCCAAGCUAAUUUUGCUAGCUUGCCCCCCCCUUCCUCGCUAACACCCUCCGCCCUCUCUCCCCAGACUGAGACUUCAUCUGUCACCGCUGGCAGCUCCCCCCGUGUGAUUUUUACAAGUUCAAGCAAUGCCCUUCUCGCUUUUGCGUGACUUUUUUUCUACUCGCAGGAGGACUUGACUGGCACUUUUUUUUUUUUUUUUGUUACGAGCCGUAGCGGCUAACAAGCUUAACAAGUUGACGUGGAGGAAAGAGGCGCUCAAGUUGUCCCCAGUGGCGACCCGUUUGUCGGUUUUGCGACUUCGUGAAAGCCCCCCCCCAAAAAAAAAAAAAAAUAUAUAGCCCGAGUGACAUCGCGGCCAGUUAGCUAUGUUUAUUUAUGACCGCAAAGUUAUUUCCACUGUGAGCGAAUCCCACAGCGGGACUCUCUUUUGGCUCGAGGAUUGCAGCGGAAACAUGAGCUAACACAGACUAGCUCAGAAUAGUAUAGUAGAUCUAGAGGUAAAAAAAAAAAAAGAAUAAAUAAGCUGAACAGAGGAAAGAAUACAACAACAACAAAAAAAAAAAAAACCACAAGGCUUUUACGUCCGCUUGACAGUAACGUCACGUUGAAGUGUAGGCACAAAAGAGGAGCCGAAAAAGGAGAAGACAUGUCUGGCCAAUCGAUCACCGACCGGAUCGCUGCGGCUCAGCACAGCAUGACCGGAUCGGGCAUCAGCAAGGCGGUGUGUAAGGCCACCACGCACGAAGUGAGCGGACCCAAGAAGAAACACCUUGACUAUUUGAUCCACUGCACCAACGAGAUGAACGUGAACAUUCCCCAGCUGGCGGACACUCUGUUCGAGCGCACGGCCAACUCCAGCUGGGUGGUGGUCUUCAAAGCCCUUAUCACCACGCACCACCUCAUGAUGUACGGCAAUGAGCGUUUCAUCCAGUACCUGGCCUCCAGAAACACGCUGUUUAACCUCACCAACUUCCUGGAUAAGGGAGCCCUGCAAGGUUACGACAUGUCAACCUUCAUCAGAAGAUACAGCCGUUACCUGAACGAGAAGGCCAUGUCCUACAGGCUCGUGGCCGUGGAUUUCACCAAGAUGAAGCGAGGGACCGAGGGUGUGAUGCGGACCAUGAACACAGAGAAGCUGAUUAAGACGCUGCCAAUAAUUCAGAACCAGCUUGAUGCUCUGCUGGAUUUCCAGGCCAACCCGAACGAACUCACUAAUGGCGUGAUCAACUCUGCCUUCAUGCUGCUCUUCAAAGACUCCAUCAGGCUGUUUGCCGCUUACAACGAAGGGGUCAUCAACCUCUUGGAGAAAUACUUUGACAUGAAGAAGAACCAGUGCAAAGAUGCUCUGGACAUCUACAAGAAGUUUCUUUACAGGAUGACAAAGUUGUCAGAGUUCCUCAAAGUGGCUGAGGAAGUUGGAAUAGAUCAGGGUGACAUCCCCGAUCUCUCGCAGGCCCCCAGCAGCCUCCUUGAGGCUCUGGAACAGCACCUGGCAUCCCUGGAGGGCAAGAAGACCAAGGAGCUGAACCCAGACACCAGGGCAUCCACCCUGUCCAGCGCCGUCUCAUGUCUCGCCUCCACCGACAUGUCCUUUGCCCGCAUGGACGAAAAAGAGAAGCAGCUGGCCCUGGAGGAGGAGCAAGCGAGACUGCAGGCUCUCAAGGAUCAGCGUCUGAAGGAGAUUAGCAUGCAAACGCCGCCCUCCGCCUCCCCCAGCAGCCAAUCAAUAGGCAGCGGCCACAACAACAACCACAUCAUACAGACGCCGGAGUUGUUCGGCUCCUCGCUGUCAGGCAACAGUGUGCCCAACCUGAACAGCGACCUGUUUGAUCUCCAGCCAGCGUUCAUCCCCGCCGUGCAGUGCGCCCCUUCCAUCUCCUCCGCCAACAGUGCCUGGGGAGGACUGGAGAGCCAGCCUCUGCAAGCCAACGCCCCCGCCAUGACUGUAGAUUUCGAUGCUGUGUUCGGGAAUAAGGCCGCUCCUGCUAACGAUGGAACGCAGCCAGCCCCCGGUUUUGACACGCUGGGAGAUCUGCUGAAGCCGACGGUUCCCGUACACGCGGCGCAUCCCCUCCCGCCGCAAAUGGUGUUCCAGUCUGGCGGAAAGCUGCUCGCCAAUGACCUGGACUCCUCGCUGGCCAACCUUGUAGGCAAUCUGCAGUUUGGUGGAACCCCAUCCAAAAAGCCGGAGAUGCAGUGGAACCAGCCGGGGGAGAAGAAGCUGACGGGGGGACAGAACUGGCAAAACAAGACCAUGUCCACCACCCAGUGGAGCCCGGCGCCCAUGGUCCCACCACCCAUGACUGUGCCACACGUGGCUCCAGCUCCCGUGGCUUUCCCCAUGACAACGCCGCAAGUGCCUGUGUAUGGAAUGGUCCCCCCCCAAAUGGGUCAGGUGGGUGGGGUGCCAGUCAUGGCUCCUCAGCCAAUGAUGUACAACCAGCCUGUCCUCAGACCCACAAACCCCUUUGCAGCCAUACCUGGUGCCCAGAUGCAGUUUAUGUAAUCCAGUCAAGGGCCGCGGGGCGAGUGAGUGGAGUGCCAAAAGCGACAAGUUGACGCAAAGAAGACAAACACGCAACAGGAGCGAAUUAUUCGAUCAAGCCAAAAAGGACAAAGACUGUGAGCCGACCGAUGCCCUUCUUCUUCUCUACCCCCCCCCCCCCCCCCCAAAAAAAAAAAAAAAAAAAAAAGGCUGGUGGGACGGUCGUUGUCUGAAGCAACUUGCAAAGUGUGUGAGCGUGCGCGUGGGGCGCCGGGUCGCUGAAUGUUUGGAGUUGAGAGAAACGGAGUGCCCGAUUGAAGACGCUGCGUGUGAUGGAUGCGAGGGUCUCUGCUGCCACAUUAGCUUUAUUUCAUACUGGUGCUAUUUUGUCGCCUCUCGGCUGCAUCCCUGCCUGCAACUGCGUGCGUGCGUGCGUGUAUUGAUAAAGUGCGUGCGGCUGCUUCAGACAAGCGUCGUCCUCUGAAGGCGUUCCCUCGUCGCGCGUCGGCGAACCCUCCCGAGUGCGCUCUCUUGGGUAUCUUUUGCUUUCUCCCACUCUCGCGGUUGUUUUUAUUUUUAUGUCGAUUUGAUUGUUCAGCGGAUUAUUCAGAUGGGCGCGACCCGCUUCGAUACCCAACCCCAUCUGAAAAAACCUACGCCGGAUUCCAGUAAAUGAGUUAAUAAUGGAUAUUCAUAUAUGGCAAGACUGAAUAUUUUGGUGAUUUCUCCCAAUUAUCAAGUGAUUUCAAAAUGUAGGACACGUAAACAGCAGGCAAAACUUGUUCAUCUGUAUGUAAGAGUUGUUCUUCUAGUACGCUAAAUUGUCUGACGAGUGCAGCCAAUGAGCAUACUAGUACACACACGCUAGUAGGAUACGAAUGAAACCCUUAGAGAGCUUGCCAUAUGCCUUGCUAUGAAUUAUCUUCUCCCGGCAAAGGAGGAAUUCAGUACAUGUAACCUUUCCACGCGCAAAUCCACCAAUGACGGCGGCUCCGCCUCGACUUCGUUGUCUUUGACGGACAUUUUUUUUUUUGCUGCCCGGCCUCACGUGAUGGUCGUAGAGGUGUUGUUCUCUUGUUGUGCUCUGCCUGUGCUCGUUUCCAUCAGACACGUUAAAUCACUUAAAUUGCACUGAUUCACUUGAAGUGUCUUCGUGUUCCCCUGGGUUGUUUUUUUUUUUUUUAAAGAUGAGAUGCAAAAGGUCAUCCCCCUCAUCCCAAGCAUUCCAUCGCAAUGAUUUGUAUGCGGACGUCACGCCCGCCGGUGUGUGAUUCUACGUGUUUUCAUGGAGGGCUGCUCACACAAUUGUCAGAUGCACGCGCUUGUUUAGUCUAAAAAAAUACAAAAGAAAUGCACAUGCAGGGUUUUGCACUGAUGUGACCAAGCUGCAACUGUUGAGUUUACUUUCUGGUUUGUGUAAACACCAGCCACUUUAGCAGGUGACAAAAUGUUCCUGCCAUUUGAGCAAUGACCCCCCCCUUUUUUUUUUCUACUCGAAGCCCCACCCCCUGGCCAGCGUCGCUAUCCGGACCGCCGGAUCAGCGAUGGUCCCGUCAUGCGUCAGGUGUUCUGGCUCUUUGUCGAGUCGGAGCGCGGCUUCUCCUCUCCCGCCUCGCCACCGUUUUCGCCGCGUGUAGAUAAUCUAAACAUGAACGACGCCGUCCGAUAGAUGUCACUCUUGAGCGCCCCCGCCCCCCGUCGCAGUCUCGUGUUCGCUUUCGACUCCUCGUCGCCGGAACCUGUCGCCGUAGAUUUGCUGCAUCCUCCUGUGCUGCUCUCAGUUCUUUGUCUCUUUUGGUGAUUAUUGCUUUUGUGUGUGUGGUUUUUUUUUUAAAGACUAUCUUUGGGGGGUAUUCAGGCCGUGUUGCUUGGCUUGCCCCUAUUUACUCUUUUUGCUUUUGAACCCAGUUUCAUCUGUCCCUCCUUGAAGCACGUCAGUAACGUUACACCGCACCAGUCCGGCUCUUCCAUGUCCACAGCAAAUCGUUUGCUCCCGGUUUUACGUUAGGGGAAUCUUGACAGAUCCGGUCUGCAAAGGCCAGCCGGGAAGAAGAACAGUAUGGCCAAACGGCUCGUCAAAGAGUUUAGUUGCCUUCUAAUAGAAGCCUAACAUGACAAGCAAACGUGUGCCACCCCCCCCACCCCUCACUUGACGUAAGAUGGUGAGCUCAAACCACAUAAAACCUCUUCUACCUUCCCUCAUCUGGCAACUGUCGUCACUUCUCCUGUUUUGCAUUUCGGGGGGGAUGGAUGAAAGAUUUUGCGAUUGCAUGGGAGGGGCUCGGAUUUUUUUUUUCACGUUUUAAUUGUAAGCGUGAAAAGGAAAACACUGAGCCUUGAGAUUAAUGUUGAAAUCGGUGAGCGCAUGGGUGUAUCAUUGUUCUUUUUCUUAGAAGCAAAAUAUGAUUAGUCAUUGCCACUCCCCAAAUGAUUUUUACCCCCCCCCCCCCCAGCAACCCCUUUUGUGCUAUUGUAAGUGGGCUCGUCGGUCUUUUGAAGCUGAGCCACAGCAGCCAAGUGUCCCCCAAAGUUGACACUUUUGUUGUGAUUUUGUCGCCACCUUGCGUUCACUUCAUUUGUUGCAGCUUUAUGCAAAAAAAAAUAAUAAUAAUAAUAAUAAAUCUGACGCGUGGUGGCAAAUUGUUUUAUCAUAACUUACAUUAUGUUCAUUUAUGCUUUUCCCCCCAAAAAAUAAAAUGAGAUUUUUCUUAAAGCUAUCAGCACAGAUGGAAUGUUACUGCUCGUGUCCCCGCCAGUCAGUCGGUCGGUCGGUCGGUCGGUCGGGCCUUCAUUGAUGACGAAUGCUUUUUUUGUUUUGUUUUGUUUUUUUGCCACCUUUGAAUCUUUGUACAUGAUUUCUAUUUAUUUAAAGCAGAAGUAUAUGGAUCCUAUCAGCAUGGAAAGGCAAAAAUGAUGAAAAAUCACAGGCUCUUAUUUUACAGCAGUAUAUUUGUUUAUUCAGAGGGUGUCUUUUUUUUUUUUCUUUUCCCGUCUUUUUGAAAAAAAUAAAGUCAUUUUCCAUUA
Messenger RNA from Syngnathoides biaculeatus (alligator pipefish), 5724 nucleotides. RefSeq names its product phosphatidylinositol-binding clathrin assembly protein-like. The record is from RefSeq and is a predicted model, not a curated record. Gene Ontology annotation, molecular function: clathrin heavy chain binding; SNARE binding; 1-phosphatidylinositol binding. Gene Ontology annotation, biological process: synaptic vesicle budding from presynaptic endocytic zone membrane; clathrin coat assembly; clathrin-dependent endocytosis. Gene Ontology annotation, cellular component: extrinsic component of presynaptic endocytic zone membrane; synaptic vesicle; clathrin-coated vesicle. Lineage: Eukaryota; Metazoa; Chordata; Actinopteri; Syngnathiformes; Syngnathidae.